This is a messenger RNA of Anopheles darlingi, 5718 nucleotides long. RefSeq names its product centrosomal protein cep290 (gene Cep290). The record is from RefSeq and is a predicted model, not a curated record. NCBI's taxonomy places the organism in Eukaryota, Metazoa, Arthropoda, Insecta, Diptera, Culicidae. The coding region runs from base 1 to 5718 and encodes 1905 amino acids. The transcript has 9 exons.
AUGGAAGGUAAAGAAGACCAAGGAAGUCAGGAGCGGUUGCAGGAUUGGAAAAGGACCAUCGAGAAGCUGGAGAUGGAACGGCACACGAUGCGUACGAAGCUCAAGCAGUUGACGGACGAGAAUACUAAGCUGGUGGCACGCCAACAAGCUGAAGCUGUCCAUUUCGGUAGCGAGGGAGAAGAUUCGCCCGAUGCGCUCUCGGAAAUAGAGCGGCAGCAGGAACUGUACAACAAUAUCAGCCUGAAAAACAAGCACAUCAAACGAUUGCUGCGGGAUAUAGACGAUCUUGAAAAACGGAACAGCUUUCAGGUGGACGCGAUCAAUGGAUUGCAGGUCAGUUUGAAUGAUGCCACGCUGAACCUUACGGCUCUCACGCACCAGUACGAGGAGCUAAAGAUCCGAUCCAAGGAGCUAGAGGAUACGAUCGAAGAAUCCAACGUAAAGAUCGAAACGCUGGAAAGCGAAAUCGCACACGUUUCUCAAGAACGGUCAGCUCUGGCGGAAGAGCUGGAUACCGCGAGCAGGCAGUUUGAACUGCAAUUAAGCGAGUUGCAAAAGCAACUGAAAACCAAGGACGAUGCUUGGCUAGAGUUAAAGGAUCGAUAUGACGAUCUGCUCAGCCAAUUCCCGGGAAUAGACAUCGAAGCAGAGCGACGAGAGUACAGGCUGAUGGAGGAACGACUGCAACAGAAGGAUGAGGUGAUCAUCGAUCUGGAGGAUAAACUCUUAACCCUUUCCAAAGAAAUUCAUCGAUCAACGGAAAUGAUGAACCGUAUUAGUGAGGAGAAACGACGGGCCAGUAAAGAAAAACCAAAAGAAAGUCAAUGCUGUAACGAGUUCCGGUUGCAACUCGAGCGGGCCAAUGAACGAUGCCGCGAAAUGCAGGAGCUGCUCACUGGUAUUGAGGAGGACAAUUGUUUAAAGUCACGUCAGGCCGUCGAAGCAAUCGAAGCAUUGAGACGAUACGAAAACGGCGAAGAAGGGCUAUCGAGCGCAUUGCGUAAAAUAAAUCGACUUCAGGAGAAGGUCAGCAAACGGGACAAGCAAAUCCGGGAGUUGAUUGCGGAGAUCAAUUUGGCGCACGAUAUCGCCUUGGAGAAUAGUGUCCUUCGGCAACGUCUUGGCCUGCCCGACGAUGAGGUUGUGGCUACGAGCUCCAUUUUAGCACAACAGAAGAGAACUGCCAAGGUAAAUGAACGACUCGCGAUGAAAUUGCGUGCAUCGGAAGAGAUGAGGCUGCAGCUUAAACUGGAGAAAAACGAGCUCAAACGUAAACUGGUCGCGAUGCGAUGCGAAUCUUCAAGUAAGGGAGGCGGGGAUGGAGAAACCGAUAUGAUCGAUGUUGGUGAGGUGAUGGUGAAAUUUUGUGAAAAAUGCAUGAAACAGUAUAAUAUACAGGACAGCGUACGCCAUUGCAAAGCGUGCAGGUUUCGGCAGAGCUUCAAUUACUGCGACACGUGCGUGGGGCAAUUGAAGAUGAAUUUCGAAGAUAUUCCCGACAACCAGCAAGUUCCAAUAGAUUCAUCAGGGGACUCUACCAAGUACCAUCGUUUGCUUGAGUUAGAAAAGCUAUACGCUACAGUGGUGGAAGAGAACGAGAACCUACGCAUUGGCAUGCACGAGAUACUGCAGAAGCUGCGUGAAUAUGAUGCGAUGUCGGAGCGAUUAACGAUCGAUACAUCCUUGCUGGAGAGAAUCUUGAAUGCCCUCAAUGACCGUCCGGUCUCUGCGUGGUACCAUUCGACUGUGAGAUUACAGAACGAGUUACGAGAACGCGAUAUGCUGCUGAAGGAGCGGCUCGGACCAACGGGCGCUUCGGAUUCGGGACGGAAAAGUAAGAGCGUUCAGUCGACGGAAAGUGUGAACGAUUCGGGUAACGUUUGCAAUGAAGAUGAUAACUCGGAAACAAUCGAUCCGUUGGUCGAGCAAGAUCAGGGUGAUUUCAGCGAGCAAGUGCUGCUAAAGGCAGUAGAGAUCGAUCGUUUGACGGAGGCAUUGGAUGAGCUUCGAAACGAGAAUGAGCGACUACUUGCGCAGCAUGACGAGCUGAAGGUGACCGAAACACUCUACAACGAGCUGUUGAACAUGACCAAAGCAUCUGAUAGCGAAAAGGAUCGAAUGCUAGUACAAACGCUCGAACGCUUGAAGAGCAUAGAAUCGGGUGUUUGUGCUUUGCAGCGGAAAGUCGACUACUUAAAGUCAGAUAACGACAAUUUGCAGAAUACUAUGCGGACAAUCAAAAGCGAACAUCUGGAAUUGCUGCACACGUUGCGUUGCGAGCUAGCACGGAAGAACAGCGAGUUCAAACAGCGCCAAUCCGUUGAAGGCUCCAAUCAAAAUCCGGUGGAUACGGUAGAGAGUGAAUCGAUCGAAAAGCUGGAAGCCGAGCUGGCUCGCAUGAAGCAGGAGGCGACAAACUUUUACGGAAUCUUUCUCAAAAGCAUACGAGAGGUCGACAAAGACCAACUGCUUGAGGUGGAUUACAGUAAAAUAAACCAAUUAGGUGUGGUCGACUCUAAUUUAAGCGUCGAGUUCAUCACGAAAGACGAGUAUCGAAACCUGCGGGAAAGGUUGGAUCAUAUGGAGCGAGAACUGCAACGAGAAGCCACGAAGAACGGUCAUUUGGAGGAACUACUAAAGAUUUCAAACGAACAGAUUCGCUCGCAGCAGUCACUUAUAUCGAAGUAUUCCGAGGAAGAAGUGAGUUUACGGCACUUGGUAGUGGAUCUGCAAAGUACUUCAAAUGAAAAGUACAUGCUUGCCAGAACUCACAAGGAAUUGAACGCUGUCCGUGAACAGGAGGAACAACUCAAAGGUGAAAAUGCAAAAAUGAAGCAGAAGUUUUUAGAGAAAUUGGCCGAAUUGAUCAAAUUUGAAAGCCAAAGUGAAUACCUGACAAGACAGUUGAUCCUGUGCCAGGAACAACUCGAUCAGUUGCAAAACGAAAACCAGCAGCUUCGACUGGGCGAGGUCGAGAACACUCGCCACUGGGACACAUUGGAGCUGUUGUUCGGUGAUGAAACGGAGCGGAAACGCAAGGAUAAUGAUCGGUACUUCGACAAGGAGGUGCAGGUGUGCGUUGACACAUCAUCGAAGUGUAUCAAUACGAUCCCCAUCAUUGAUGAUCUUCCGUUAGGCAAACCUAGCAGAAGCUCUUCUGGUGAUACAAUACACGGAACGGGAGAUAGGCCAGAAGAAUGCGCGGUGGGAACGGAAACUACCGAAGAAUCCGUUGGCCAAACGAUCGCACAGAAGUCACUCGAGUCACAAUUGAAACAGGCAAUGAUGCUGGCGUCAACGCGGAGCGCAUUGCUUCUUGAGACCGAAAACCGUCUAUCGGAAUACCAGGGUAGGAUACGGCUACUCGAGAAAUCUCUCGAAGAAAAGACAAGUCUUUUGAAGCAGCAUGAGCAGUCCGCUACCACCGAGAAGCAUGAUCGGAACGAGGAUAACAUUCUUAGUUCUACAAUUGGUUCACUACAGAAUCUUCUAUUGGAGAAGGACACCACGCUGUCACGAUAUCAGGAAUUGCUGAAAGCGGAACGUGCAGAACACUCGCAGGUUUACGACGAUAACAUGGCCCAAAUAAGAAAUCUGAAAAAAUCCAUCGACGAAAUGGAGCAAAAAUUGUACGAAAAGCAGAAGGAAUGUGACAAUCUCGAAGCCCAGGUUGGAGAGCUGAGUCGACAAAAAGCAGAGCAGGAGAGUUUACCGGAAAAGCAGUCCAAUGCAGAACAUUCAACCCACGAUAAGAACGGGCAGCCUGCGGCGGAGGGUUUAGUAUACACCGACAAGAUCAUUGAAAACAUCUACGAGAUUGACGAAAAGAAGGAACGGGAGCUGCAAGAGUUGCAAGUGCAGUUGAGAAUGAUUGAGAGCAACUUGCAAGAUGCAGAAAAUGAACAAAAGCGAUUGCAGGUGCUACUUCGCGAAACGAUGACCCGCGAGAAAAAAUUGGAAAAGCAGCUACGUGAAAAGGAAAGCGAGCUUGCAUCGACGAAUGCACGGCUAUCCAGCGAGACAAACGAUCUGCGCGAGUUCAGCGAAACUAUCGCCACUGCCCAGGAGCUCGAGCAACUGAAGGAGAUGCUGGAGGAAAAAGAUCGCCAUAUCCAGGAUCUCACGGACACGUUGUCGCAGUUCCACGAGGAUCAGAGCAACUUCAUGAACGAUACGUCGCUACAUUCGGCAGAGCAGGUAUCGCAGUUAAGUGCCGAUUUAAAUCGUAGCGAAGCUAGCAAUCGUGUGCUGAAAACACAGAUUGAUGCCCUCAAGAGACAGAUUGCUAGUGUACAGCAGCGCGAAAAGCAGUCACGCGAGCUGGUCAAAACUCUCAAGAACCAGCUCAUCAAACGACCCGUGAUAGCGAUGAAGACGGAUAGGUUGACGACACCUAGGGAAGAUCAGCUGGCCAGGCGCGUUCAGCAGCUGGAGACGGAACUGCUCGAUGCAAAGGACGAACUGCGGAAGCAAACGAUGAUAAACGAAAAUCGGCGUGCGAAGACGGCCGCCGAGUUGGAUUUGUGGAACAAGCAGAAACGUUGGCAGCAGAUGGCGGAAAGGUUGAAGGGCCAACUGAAAGAGCGGGAAGUGGAGCUAGAAAAGUUGAAAGUGCACUUUAACACGGCCAAGACGACUAUCAGUCGCCUAGAACGCGAUCGUGCUCGAUUGCAGAGUUCUGGCGCGGGAUCGAACGCUGUCGCCGUUGGACCCCAGCAAAUGCCGGAAAAUAAGUAUCAGGACGGUUCGGAAUCUCCGGAACAGUCGUGCAGUACGGAUAGUACGGUUUCCGAGAGUACCAGCACAACGACUCACAUGUUCGACGCAAAUAGGAAAGAGAUCAUAGAAGCACUCAAGAGUCGUAUCGAAGCUCAGCAACGGCGAAUAGUGGCAAUGGAGUUGGAACGCAAGGGUUCCAACACUGUUGCACAUGAGUUGGAGAGGAUGCAAGAGAAGUUAUGUAGUUUGGAGGCACAUAACGUUCGUUUAGAGGCGAAAACUCUUCAAUUGCAGCUCGAUAACGAUAUGUUGCGACAAAAUGAUGAAAGGGAUCGACUUAAACGCCAAAUAGCACAUUUGGAACAAUACAUUAUAUCGCUUAAAGAAGAACUUUCCAAAGCCACCGCGGGAUGCCCGGAGACGAUAAAUUUCGAAAACCUGUGCAUCCGAUGUAGCCGCCGUAACGGUUCCACCGAACAGGAGGAACGCCGUGCCAAUCUCGAGCAAACGGUGCUUACGUUGCAACGGAUGAUCGAUAAGCUGCGUGCUGAGAACAAGUACCUGAAGGAACACCGAACACGCGAACAGCCGAUUAGUGGUGGACAGCACGGUUCCACGGUGUCAAAGGAUGCCUACGAGCGACUCAAGAAAGAUCACGAAAAGCUGCAGGCGAGCUACGCGGAGGCCCAGAAUAAGCUGUCCAUGCAGCAGGUGGAGAUUGAACUGCUGUCUAGUGUAAGCUGUACUCGCUGCAAGGUUCUCUCCGGUGGCAGCGACCUUGCGGCAUCGGUGGGUAAUACGAAUGCGGAAGAGUGCACGGUCCGACUAGAAGAGCUAAAAGACAAGCUAGAGAAGAAGAGUCAAUUGUUGGAAAAAGCCAAAAUACUGCUGCAGCGCGCAGCGGCCAAGGAGCGAUACUUGAAAGAACAGAUUGAUCUGCUGCGUCGCAAGUGUUCCGAUCUACAGAACGUUCCCGUGAUUGACGAGAUAAGUGAGUAA